UGCAUGUGAUCAUAUUAUAUAUCUCAUCAUCACAUUCUCAUAUCAUAUCAUAUCAUAUCAAUAUAGUUGAAUCAUGGCUGCUCUUCGUGGUAAGCUAGAGGUAGACAUUGAACUCAAGUCUAAUGCUGACAAGUACUGGAAUAUCAUAAGCGAUACUACAACUAUUUUCCCUAAGGCCUUCCCACAUGACUACAAAAGCAUUGAAGUCCUUUCUGGUGAUGGUAGAUCUGCUGGUUCUAUCCGCCACUUCACUUAUGCUGAAGGUUCACUACUUGCGAAAUCAUCGACACAAAGGACUGAUGCUAUUGAUGAUGAAAAGAAGACACUAACCUAUUCUAUAAUUGAAGGGGAUCUCCUCCAGUACUUCAGUAAGUUUCAGGCACACGUUGCUGUAAUACCUGUUGGAGAAGGGACUGAGGUGAAAUGGACUGCUGAAUUUACUAAAGUCAAGCAUGAUAUUCCUGAUCCAACUAUUGUCAAAGAUUUUGCAGUCAAGAACUUCAUUGAGGUUGAUGACUAUAUUCAACAAAAUGCAUAGAAGUUCAAUGCAUUUGAUGAAGGACAAGCUAGUAUUUUAAUAUAAAUGUAUUGUUACUUAAUGUUGUGGAAUAAUGGAGUCAUUUCCUAUUUAAUGUAAUGUGAUGUAUGUGGUAAUGAGUUUGUCCUUUGAUGCUGUUUGCUUAAUGUAUUUUGUACUAUAUCCUAUUUAAUUUUUCUGAUCUAAUUAAUGUGAUGAGUUUGGAAGUAUUAUGUGAUUA
Molecule: messenger RNA, 758 nt
Organism: Trifolium pratense (red clover)
Lineage: Eukaryota; Viridiplantae; Streptophyta; Magnoliopsida; Fabales; Fabaceae
Product: MLP-like protein 423
Exons: 2
Coding region: 74-538 (154 amino acids)
Biological process (GO): defense response
Source: RefSeq, a predicted model, not a curated record